AGUUGAAGUCCCAGCAGCCGUACACCAUGUGUUUCCGGGUCAAGUUUUAUCCCCACGAGCCAAUGAAAAUCAAGGAGGAGCUCACCAAGUACCUCCUGUACCUCCAGCUGAAGAGAGACGUCUACCACGGUCGCCUCCUUUGUCCUUUUGCUGAAGCUGCAUAUCUUGGAGCCUGCAUCAUACAGGCUGAGCUCGGGGACCACGACCCAGAGGAGCACCCGUCAGACUACAUCCGAGACUUCAAGCUGUUCCCUAAACAGACCCUCAAGCUGGAGAGGAAGAUCAUCGAAAUACACAAGAACGAGCUCAGGGGCCAGUGUGCUUCAUUUGCUGAGUUGAACAUGCUCCAAAGGGCUCACAGCCUCGAGACUUACGGAGUCGACCCUCACCCAUGCAAGGAUUUCACAGGCUCCACAGCCUUUCUCGGGUUCACAGCCACAGGUGUUGUGGUCUUCCAGGGAAACAAGAGGAUCCACCUCCUCAAAUGGGUGGAUGUUAGCAAGCUGAAGUUUGAAGGGAAAACCUUUUACGUCAUCGGGGUCCAGAAAGAGAAGAAACUGGUGUUGACAUUUCACACCACGACCCCUGCUGCGUGUAAGCACUUAUGGAAGUGCGGGGUGGAGAACCAAGCCUUUUACAAGUGUGCGAAGUCAAGUCAGAUAAAGACAGUUUCCAGCAGUAACAUCUUCUUUAAAGGAAGCCGGUUCAGAUACAGUGGAAGAGUUGCAAAGGAGGUGAUAGAAGCCAGCUCAAAGAUUCAGAGAGAGCCACCAGACGUGCGCAGAGCCCAGUUUGGUCAGAGUCGAAGUUUUAGCUCUCUUAGCCAUAAAAACCUCAUCAUGAACAUGGAGCCACUGGUACCUGCACUGCCCACCACCAACGAGUACGAGGAGACGGCGACAGACACUGGUGUUGUUGCUGUAAAGGACUCUGUCCCCCUGUCGCCCUUAAAACCUGCAGCUGCACCUGCAGACACAGAGCAACAAAGUAAUGAAGGAACCUCUGCUUUAUGCGAUGACCUGCAUCCUUCCGGUGUUUCCAUGGAAACCUCAAAUCUCCGACCUCAGACGCCCAAAGCUGAAGAUAAAGUGGAGGAAGAUGACGAGGCCAGCGGAGCUCUCACCAUUUCUGAGCUUGUCUACAGUCCUUGUGCCAGCAUGCUACCCACCCCAGUGGACGACAGUCAGGGAGUCGUGGACUUGCUCUUCUCCUCUCUGGUCCAGAGCCCAGCCAGGAUGCUGAGGGAGCUGCAUGCCGACCCUGACAUCCAGGCCCGGCUGGAGGCUGAGAGGGAGCGAGACCGGGCCUACGAACGCUCCCGGAUGGCUGCCAGAGGUGGAAUGGGUGGCGUCCUGACCAGCAGCCUAUGCCUGCUAUCGUCUAAUGAAAGAGUCAAUGCAUGUGUGCUGAGUGUGGCCCGCUUUGUUGCCGUGGUAAUGGGUAUCUUGCUUGUCACUGUGCCCACACUGCUGCUCCUGCUGGAGUCAGACAUCGACGUGUCGUUCCUCCAUGAGAUCCGCCAGACGCCGGAGUUUGAGCAGUUUCACUACGAGUAUUACUGCCCGCUCCGGCGCUGGAUCCUGUGUAGGAUCAGCAUGGCCAUGGAGAACCUCUGGUCCGACUGAGGAAGAAGAGGAGGAGGAGGAGGAGGAGGAAAAGAAGAGGCCGGAGAGUCACUGCAUCUUAAUAUGUAAAUUAAUCUUAUAUUCAGUUUAAACAACUGGUGAGACAAAACAACCAGUCUGCCAACGGGAUGAGGUUAUUUCACUUGUUUCAGAGCAAGUUCAGUUUAUUUUAAGAGCAGGUGCAAUGGAGCGCUCACCAAAUUGCAGUCAUGUGAUUUGGUUAAAAAAAGAGGCCUGAGAUGGAUAAUGUUGGCCUGUUUGAUUGAAUUACACGAUAACAAGUAGAUUAGUUUCACCUCUUUGGCAGCAUAAAUUGAAUUCUUGAAGAAAAGAGAGAUAGAAGAGAAAUACAAUUAUGAUUAUAGUAUCCAAUCACUUGUUCAGAGACUUUCGGCAGUGAUGAACUAAAAAGAAAGAACAAGGUAGAAUGUGAGUGUUUGAGGAAAUGACUGUGGAGUGGGGAGGUUCACGGAAAUUAAAAAAACAAUGUAAGUCGUGGAGAAAGAGAAAGUCUAAAAAAGAUUUAAAAAAGAAAUAACUGGUGGAUUUUCAUUUUUAGAACUUUAGAAAGUCUGUUCACUCCUGAUGCUGACUGCCGGGUGCACUGACUCUUUGGUAAAUAGCGCUAACCAUUCUGAUUGGUUCUCGCCUUCGGAUCAGAUGAUUGGUCACAGAACCUGUCAGUCAUGGCGGAGUGGGUGGGGACAGAAAGAGAAGUUAUUGAUUUGUCACUGGACACAACAAUAGCCACAGUCAAAGGUACAUUAUAUAUAUUUAAAAACAAAAGAGAAAUAUUGAUAAUGAGUACCUAUCUUAAAUAAGUUGUUUUUAACGUUUUGUACAUUUGUAUGUGAUCCAGAUCUUUCAGGAAUUUUUCAGUCAGAGGAUCUACUUUGAGCUUAUUUAAAAAAAUUAAGAGUUUACAAAAGAUUACAAAAAAAGCAAAUUUAUUGAAGUUUAUCGGGGUGAAGAGUGUUGAGAAAUUCAAGAUAUUUUUUAAGACUCCCGUCAGCAUUUGUUCACCCGGUAGCACCCUAGGUUUUUCCUACAGAGGCGAUAGCACAACUCUUUUACACGAACCACAGAUUGCUACUGUUUCAGAUUAUGUGAUGUCAUUUUGGAAACAGAAGGGCAGCAGAGGAGAGAAACUUUAGUCUGUUUGUGAUGAAAAAACUUGUGUAUUGUUGAACUUCUAAAUGUCGUCUGAACUAAAUGUUUGCUCUUUAAUUAAGGCUACUCGUGCAUCUUUCCGUGUGUUUUCAGAGAGUUUCAACAUAAAUGUAUGAAGAAAUGCAAAGGGCCAACAAGGUUACUCAUGAGCUCAUGAGGAAAAGUUACUGUGUCGUAAUCGUCGAUAAAACCGUGAUUUGGGGUCAUUUGUGAGUCGAUGGUGUGCUACUGGUGAGAGAGCCCUGUGUGUAUUUCAGAGGGAUUUGAAGUGAUAGGAUGGUACACUUAAAAUGCCCAGAGGAACAUGUGUGUGUACGUCAAGCUGACAGUUACUACGUUACACAUGAUGGGACAAGUGAAGCGCGUAAUGGUCUAAAUCUCUCAGCCAGGUCGUUCUCUGGUCGUAUGACUGGUCGACUGAACGAAUGUGGCAGAGUACGAGUACAGUUGCAGGUAUUUAAUUUAGGAAAUGUAGUCACUAGAUUAGAUUAGAAAUGAUUUGUAGCCAUUUCUAUUCAGAUAUGUGAUGUGUUUAUAAUUUAGAUGGCUACAACUGUUGCUGCCUGCAUUCCUUCUCAUUUUAAUGUCAGUGACCAACAAGUUAUAUUUGCAGUCACAUCUCUGACACCCUCCCUCCCAAAAGGUCUGGAGGGAGGGUGUCAGAGAUGAAAAAUAUCAAGGUUAAAACCCAGAUUAUUUUGUUCAAAAUAAUAUCUAUUUGCUACAGAAAUAUAGAAAUAAACUGAAGAUGUGUUGGUCUUUGUAAUGCAGUUUAUUGUGAUGUACUUUUACAAAGUUAAGGUCACAGUAUGAAACAUAACAGAGACUUAUACAAUAACCUUUUGACUCAACUCAUCAUUGGGCUAAAGACUCAAUCAGAGACUUGUAGCUGAUGAUCCAUGGCAUCGGUCACUUCUGUAAAUGUACAGCCGUCACUGUGUGAUCGGUCACAUCCAGACAGGGCCUGUCUGUUACAGCAUCGUGGCUCAGCAUGGAGAAGACUACUGGACUCUGGACUGUAAAGCGACUUCGAGUGUCUAGAGAAGCGCUAUAUAAAAUAAAUGAUUAUUAUUAUUAUUAUUAAGAGAACAGAGAGCAACAGAGAGGAGAAACUACAUCAAAUCAAAUGUUUGUUUUUUUGUUUCGUUUUUAUUAUAGCUCAAAAUGUAGUUCAAUUUGGAUCAACUUCUCAGGAAAGGCUUAUUAGCAGUUUAUGUUCAAAAUAACAAAUACAUGUCUCAAAAAUAAAAAAAAGGAAAGAAAAAAUGCAUCUAAUCACAGCAUACAACAUAAAAUAACCAUAACCUUCAUACUGAACAAGUCCUGCUAUUGUGCUAAUAUGAAUAUCCAAACACCUUAUAUAUUGAUAUGAAGUCAGUAGCUGGAUUUAAAUACGGCCGUGUUGUUAUACCACAACGACAAAUGCAAACAUGUCCCCUAAAAUGUGUUUACUGUUGACUGCAUUGUGGCCAUCAUAGCUGAACCUCCAUCUUGCUCUAUUGCAGAGUGAACUGUCAGUCGGUUCUAGAUCGGCAGAUCGAAGCUCUCAGUGUUUAGGCUCCUGUUCAAUAAAUCUCUCUCCGCACAUCACCAUCAAAGCCCUCGUAUUAUAAUCGAUCAAAUGUUGCUGCCUCAAACUAUCAGCUACUUUUUCGUGGAACUCUGUCAGGCAUCAACAAACUUUAUGCAUAUAGAAAAUAUGCAGUCACAAAAGAAGCACGCGUAUUUGGGACAAAGCAUUUAUUUUCCUACUACAGCAUGCACUGAGUUUCAAUGAUGAAACCAAGGGCCAAACCACUUUGAUGACAAUGUGUGCAUUUAACAUCACAGACUCUGAGCUUCACUGUAGCGGAUGAAGCUGAUCUAUUUGCACUGCUCUAUGAUCACCAUCAUCACAUGAUAACUAACGGGUCGGGGGGAUAUCAUCCUGUUAUUUACCUGUUGCUCCUCCAGUAUGCACAUGCACCAAAAUGCUCGAGUGGUUCUCUGCAGAUCUAAAUACGCGUUUCUCUGUCUUCAUGUACACAGCUGGACAGACGUAGUUUGUCCUUUGGUCCUUUAUUUCUGUGCUUCAUCCUCCUCUAACGAACCCGGGGUGUCUCUUACUCUGACCUCUCAAUGCAAAUCGCAUGCCCUCAUCUGUAAAUACUGUGUUUAUAGUUGUGGCAAAACAAAAAAUCCUUCCUUCCCUCUCUGUGUCUUGUCCCUGAAAGCGUUCUCGAUGUAGGCUUGGCUGUCUUGAUCAUCUUAGAUGAAUGCAUGUUUUCUGUGAUUUCUUUCCAAGAAGUGGAAGAGGAAACACAUUGAGGCAUUUAAGUAUUUUCUCUCAAUACAAAAUAGGCAUUGGUCAGCUGAUCAGUUUUGUGAUCACAUUUAAAAAUCAAAACAUGUCAUGCAGUGUGCUUUGGGCUUACUUUUAACCAUUGGCUUGACAAGACUGAAUACAUGUGGUUGAUAAUUAUUUUUAGCUUCUUUUGAGCUGAUCUGGAAAAAAAUGUCUGAGGACAAAAAGAAAAACAUCUGUAAAAGAUCAUUUUACCACCUCUUAGAGAGUGAUUAGCUUUAUUGCGCUUUUGCUGUGUGUAAUAAAGCCCAUCCCUAAAUGCUAACACCCUAACCUCAUUGCUAACGCAGCAUGCUAUUAACUGAUUGAAUUCAGAAACAUGAAUUGUUUAGGUGCUCAUGUUUUUUUUUUUUACCUAACGUGAGUGAAUAGAAAGUAAAACUACACAUCGUCUUAUUGCAAAAAACAAAAGGCCUUUCAGUUCUGUAUCCAACAGAUAUUUGGUCCCAUAUGACUCUGUAGCAUUUUAUUAGUUUGUAGCUCAUUCAUCAGGAAGGAAUUUCUCCCCUUUGAGAUGUAGCUCUUGUUUUGAGAUACUGAACUUGAGCUCUUGUGUUUUACAGCAUACAGAUCGACCGAGAGUACAGCUUGUGUUCCCUGUACGUACAUAAAACUGUGAUUAAAAACAUCAAGAUCACUCAGCAGUUGAUAUCAUAUCUGAGGUUUCACUGUAUUACUAAGUUCCUGACAUGAGUCAAGUAUUUAUAAACCUAAAAUUUAAUUUCCUGCCUUUAAUUAUAAGAAAAGCUUCACAGACAACCAAAUCCUUGAAUUCAAAGCUGUUUUAAUCUAAUACACAACUUGCAUGAUUUAUUUAAGAUUUUAAAUAUUUGAACUCAGGUCUACUAUUAUGCAAAACUAUUGGACAUCACGUGGUAAAAGAGAAAAAUAAGCUGUUUAACAUAUUAUUUCUGUGUUGUGUGGGCAUGUACAGUAGCAGAUUCUCUUGCACGGUCACUUUGUUCUUUUUGAUUGUUAGUCAAACUGAUUUGUUGUUUUAUUGGUUAAUCAGAUUUUUUUUUGUCAUUCAGUCUCUUUUAAUAAUAAACUCUGGGAGAAUUAAUUUAAGAAUCAGAAAGAAAUAAAACAUCCCUAAAUAAUGACUCCCCUCUCUUCUGGGACAACCAAGCCUUAUGAACUUUGUGAAGUAAAACUUUUGAAUGUUUGUAUGUUAUAAAAAUGGAUUGUUUUAUAUGUUAAUACUGCCACAUUAAAGCUCCCUAUUGAAUAUAUAUUGAAAUAUGGUGCCUACGGUGUGGAUUAUUUUAGAUGUUUGUUUAUUGUGGUCAACAAAGCUUUCGAAAAUGUAUCUCAAUGUAUUACCAUAUAAAGUAUAUAUACAUAUACACUACCAUUCAAAAGUUUGGGGUCACCCAGACAAUUUCGUGUUUUCCAUGAAAACUCACACUUUUAUUUAUCAAAUGAGUUGCAAAAUGUAUAGAAAAUAUAGUCAAGACAUUGACAAGGUUAGAAAUAAUGAUUUGUAUUUGAAGUAUUAAUUUUUUUCUUCAAACUUUGCUUUCGUCAAAGAAUGCUCCUUUUGCAGCAAUUACAGCAUUGCAGACCUUUGGCAUUCUAGCUGUUAAUUUGUUGAGGUAAUCUGUUGAAAUGUCACCCCACGCUUCCUGAAGCACCUGCCACAAGUUGGAUUGGCUUGAUGGGCACUUCUUGGGACCAUACGGUCAAGCUGCUCCCACAACAGCUCAAUGGGGUUGAGAUCUGGUGACUGUGCUGGCCACUCCAUUACAGACAGCAUACCAGCUGCCUGCUUCUUCCCUCAAUAGUUCUUGCACAAUGUGGAGGUGUGCUUUGGGUCAUUGUCCUGUUGGAGGAGGAAAUUGGCUCCAAUCAAGCGCUGCCCACAGGGUAUGGCAUGGCGUUGCAAAAUGGAGUGAUAGCCUUCCUUAUUUAAAAUCCCUUUUACCUGGUACAAAUCUCCCACUUUACCAGCACCAAAGCAGCCCCAGACCAUCACAUGACCUCCACCAUGCUUGACAGAUGGUGUCUGGCACUCUUCCAGCAUCUUUUCACCUGUUCUGCGCCUGACAAAUGUUCUUCUGUGUGAUCCAAACACCUCAAACUUGGAUUCAUCUGACCAUAACACCUUUUUCCAAUCUUCCUCUGUUCAAUGCCUGUGUUCUUUUGCCCAUACCAAUAUUUUCUUUUUAUUGGCCAGUCUCAGAUAUGGCUUUUUCUUUGCCACUCUGCCUAGAAGGCCAGCAUCCCGGAGUCGCCUCUUCACUGUCGACGUUGACACUGGCGUUUUGCGGGUACCAUUUAAAGAAGCUGCCAGUGUGGCUUUGUGACGCAGCGGCCGCCAGUCAGCGGGAAGGACGUACGAAGCUGCUUCUGCACGUCACCGCGCUGUCAUCAGACAAGAACGCCAAUGCUGGAUUAAAGCAAAACCACGGAUUAUUUCUGGUGCACAUGGGUGACAUUUUUUUAUCUGAUUCUACAAUCUGUAGGUGUCUGUGGCAGCGGGGGGUGUUGAGGCUCGGCUGCAGAGCGGGUGGAGCGGGGGGGUGGUUCAGGGAACGGUGUCUAAUUGGUCUCAGUGUGUGUGUGUCUAUAAAGAAUCAGUAGGAACUGAGGAGCGGGAGAGCAGAGGCACAGUCUGCACUCUUUAAUCAAAGAUAUUACCAAAUAUUGAUCCUGUGUGCUCGUGACAGCCACACACACGUUGCAGUGUCAUAACUACUGCAUGGUUUAAGUUGGGAAAAUGAGCUAGGCUUAGAAUAUAAUCAGGGAUCUUUUAUUAAUACUGGGUUUAUUUAAUAAGGGACAGUGCACAUUGAUAAAAACAUUUCAGUAAAUGUGCCAGAGUUAGCCAAGAGGCUAUUUUUCAUCUGUAGUCCCAAUGAUG
Pseudoliparis swirei is the source of this 8002-nucleotide messenger RNA. RefSeq names its product FERM domain containing 3 (gene frmd3). The transcript is spliced from 13 exons. The record is from RefSeq and is a predicted model, not a curated record. Lineage: Eukaryota; Metazoa; Chordata; Actinopteri; Perciformes; Liparidae. Gene Ontology annotation, cellular component: cytoskeleton. Bases 27 to 1625 code for a protein of 532 amino acids.